CAGCACACGGAGGAAUUUUUCAUCAAGCCCGAGUCCCGUGUCGCCCAGCUGGACACGUCUCAGUGGCCCUUGCUGCUGAAGAACUUCGACAAGUUAAAUGUGAUGACAGCACACUACACACCUCUUUCUUCUGGUGCUAAUCCCCUGAAGAGAGAGAUUUCCGACUAUGUUCGGUCUGGCUUUAUUAACCUCGACAAACCUUCCAAUCCAUCUUCCCACGAGGUGGUUGCAUGGAUCCGACGCAUCCUUCGAGUAGAGAAGACUGGACACAGUGGCACUCUGGAUCCUAAGGUGACUGGGUGCCUCAUUGUGUGCAUUGAGAGGGCAACACGACUGGUCAAAUCUCAGCAGAGCGCAGGCAAAGAGUAUGUGGGAAUUGUUCGGCUGCACAAUGCAAUUGAAAGUGAGGCUCAGCUUGCCAGGGCAAUAGAAACUCUGACAGGCGCGCUGUUUCAGCGACCACCCCUCAUUGCUGCGGUCAAACGACAACUAAGAGUCAGAACCAUCUAUGAGAGCAAGUUGGUGGAGUAUGAUCCUGAGAGAAGAUUAGGUAUCUUCUGGGUGAGCUGUGAAGCAGGCACAUAUAUCCGAACACUCUGUGUUCACCUUGGUUUGCUGCUUGGUGUGGGGGGCCAGAUGCAAGAGCUUCGCAGAGUGCGCUCAGGCAUCCUGGGAGAGAAGGACAACAUGGUGACUAUGCACGAUGUACUGGAUGCACAGUGGCAGUACGACAACAACAAGGAUGACAGCUACCUGCGAAGAGUUAUCCUGCCGUUGGAGAAACUGCUGACUUCACACAAGCGACUAGUCAUGAAAGACAGUGCGGUUAAUGCGAUUUGCUAUGGAGCCAAGAUCAUGCUGCCUGGUGUCCUGAGGUACGAAGAUGGUAUUGAGCUUAAUCAGGAGAUUGUUGUCAUCACCACAAAAGGAGAAGCUAUCUGCCUAGCCAUUGCGUUGAUGACCACAGCCGUCAUUUCUACUUGUGACCAUGGCAUUGUGGCAAAGAUCAAGAGAGUGAUCAUGGAGAGAGACACAUAUCCCCGCAAAUGGGGUCUCGGUCCCAAGGCCAGUCAAAAGAAGAUGAUGAUCCAGAAGGGUCUGCUGGACAAGCAUGGAAAGCCCAAUGAGAGCACACCAGAUUCCUGGAAGAAGGAGUAUGUGGAUUAUAGGGAUGCUUCCAAGAAAGAGGCAGCUGCCAUUCCCCGAGCUGUUUCAGAGCUGGAGAGGGCUCCAAAAAGGAAGCGAGAGUCAGAGAGUGAAAGUGAGGAGGCUGUGACCCCACCAUCCCCUGCCACUCCGCCACCAGAGGAGCUGAGCAAAAAGGAAAAGAAAAAGAAGAAGAAAGAGAAGAAAGCCAAAGAGGCAGCUGAGAGUGGGGAGGAGCAAAUAGAAGUGACCAGUGAGAUCAGCACCAAGAAGAAGAAGAAGAAGAAACAAAAGGAGGUAGAAGAGAGCUCAGAAUAA
Molecule: messenger RNA, 1464 nt
Organism: Phaethon lepturus (White-tailed tropicbird)
Lineage: Eukaryota; Metazoa; Chordata; Aves; Phaethontiformes; Phaethontidae
Gene: DKC1
Product: dyskeratosis congenita 1, dyskerin
Exons: 13
Coding region: 103-1464 (453 amino acids)
Biological process (GO): snRNA pseudouridine synthesis; mRNA pseudouridine synthesis; rRNA pseudouridine synthesis
Cellular component (GO): box H/ACA snoRNP complex
Molecular function (GO): RNA binding; pseudouridine synthase activity
Source: RefSeq, a predicted model, not a curated record